AUUGUCAUUCGCGCUCGUCAGAACACACAAAAGGCUAAACGCGGUACAACGUGGCGUAUGCGGCACGCGCAAAAAUCGAAAACAAAAAAUUGUAGAAAGUAACAAUAAAAAAUAGUUAAAUAAGCAUUACACAAAUAUAUGUAUGAAUUGUGGAUUGUGAAGUGUGUUACAAAAAAGCAUAGAAACAAAAACCAACGGAAAAUUAUUAAUAAAAUUAGUAAAACGCAGCAAAACUUAAUGUAACAAAGUAGCGAACGCAUUAAAUAAUAAACAGAGGAAGAUUUGUUAAGAAAGUUUUGCAAAAAAGUGGCAAGAAUUUGAAGUGUUUGCGUUUUUCUUUGCUUUUAAACUUUAUCCUUAAACAUCAACAAAUAGAAGUGAACUUAUUGUUUUUUUUGUGUAAUAAGUGCAAACUUUUCGCUGGAAGGAUUUCACGCACAUACAGACACACUCACACAUUUAAAACGAAUUGUGAAAUUCAAAAGCGUGAAAAAUAUAAUAAAUCAUAAAUAACUGCAAAUAUAAAAAAACAACAAAAAAUGCUGUCGAAAUUGUUCCAUAUUUUUGCUAUUGUUGCACUGCUGCUUUUCGCUCUGAUGCCAACCAGCCAGUGUGGACCGUUGCCAAAAGUGGAUGAGCAACAACUUUCGAAAAUACCGCAAUGGCAUUGUUUGCGCUACUUCAAACACGAUUUGUUGAUGAUGCGUCGCUGUCGGCAUUUGCAUGUGCCGACGGCGCCACGUUCGGGUAAUGUCAAAUGAGUGCUAAUGCUGGGUGGACCCUGCCGCCCACCACACUGGAUUGGUUUCGUUGCGGACUGAUUAACUAAAUGACUUACAUAUAUAUACAUAGUAUAACAAGGAGGAGGAGGAGAAAAAUGUUUAUUGCAACAACAAUAAUUACUUUAAUAGCAAGCACAACAACAGCAGCAGUAGCAGCAGCAGUAGCAGCAGCAACAAGCAAACGAAAAAGCUUAAUAUUUUGACCGAAGUUGUAUACAUACAUGCGUAUGUGUGUAUGUGUUCAUGUAUUGUUAUGCACAAAUUUAUAUACUCAUACGACAAUACGCACCCACUGACUGAUUAUCGCAUAAAUAAUGUGUGAAAAUAUGUAUGUACGGGUAUGUAAGUGUAAUUGCUCGCAGAAUCAAAAAGACCCGGAAAUGUAGGCAAUUUUUUUCUUUCUUUUUUUUGUUGCCUUUUAUUUUGAUCAAAUAUUAUAUACAAAUACUCAAAUAAAAAGGUACUCACGCACAUUUGCAUACAUACAUAUAUAUGUGAAUAUAUAUAUGUUCUUGUGUAUAUAAGGAAAUAUUUUGUUGUACAUCUCAACUAAACUGCAUACAUACAUAAAAAGAAAAUAAUAAAAAUACUCAAUAGUAAAAAAUUUAUUUCUCAGGAAAUUUUCUAUGAUUCCGUAUGACCGCGAAAAUUCUUUGUACAAGGAAAAAUAUUGAAAAAUUAUCUGAGCAAAAUUUCAAUAAUACAAAAUUCAGCAAAAUGUCUUUACGUGCAUUCAUUUAUUUUGUAGCAAUUAGUAGCAGCAUUUAGCUCUAAUUUUACUUAAAAAAUAAUAUUAAAUACUUUUAAGAAAAUACAUAUUUACAUAACUGUAUUUAUGCUCAAAUAAUAA
Messenger RNA from Anastrepha obliqua, 1632 nucleotides. RefSeq lists its product as uncharacterized. Lineage: Eukaryota; Metazoa; Arthropoda; Insecta; Diptera; Tephritidae. The record is from RefSeq and is a predicted model, not a curated record. The transcript is spliced from 2 exons. Bases 540 to 761 code for a protein of 73 amino acids.